AUGCCCGUCGAGCACCUGAAGAGUCGCACCGUUCUAGCUGAGACCACCAUCGGCGUGGUGCACGUGCUGCGCUUCACCAAGUACCUGAAGCUCGGAGCUUCUCAUAUUGAACCGCACUACAAAAGACGAGACCAAGGGCCGACACAGAGACUCCAGACCUACAAGCGCCUCUAUGCUUCCCAGGACUGCCGCCUCGAGAGCCUGCCUGUGGUCGUCGUCUGUCGCACUGCAGCCCAGGCACUGCUCCUGGAGGGGUUUCUACAUCGCUUCAUGCGACGGUGGUAUCCCCAGAUGGUCAUGGAGGAGUCUGACUCCAACGAGCUCUACAGCCUCGACGCGCAGGACGUCCUGCUGCAGCAGCUUCACUGGCGGGCACAGCAGUGGUGCGACCGGCGAACCGGCGUCCUUGCCUCCACGGAAAACGCUCUGCCAGAGGACAACUCGAGCUGGGACCUCUGCGAGAGUGCAGGCUUGGACGCCAUGCAUGUCCUGAAGUGCUUCCAUGCUGGUUGUGACUUCAUUGACAUGAGCCUGGUGGAUGGCUUCACGUUGCCUUUCAAACUGGAAGUUGUGGCGGGCACAUGCACUGGGCAGGAUCCACAGGCCCAGACUAUCACGAACCUGGACUGUAGUGGCCUCUCUGUUGACAAGUGCCCCGUCGACGACAACUUGGGGAAGGGGCCAACGAACAUGCAGGCGAUCAACCCCAAAAUCCACAAACCCGUAGGCUGCUAUGCUCCUUGCUUGAAGCUCAUCGACACCAAGUGGAACAAUGUGCAGGCAACGGGCAAGUCCCGAAACGACCCCGACGUGACAAAAUACUGCUGUACCACACCACCUGAGAACUCGCAGACCUGCAACGCGGGGCCCUUGCCGCAAACGAAGUACGUCCAGACAGUGCACCAAUACUGCCCGGGCGUCUAUGCCUUCGCCUACGACGAUGGUCAAGGGCUGAUGCGCUGCUCCUACGGCCAGUACAGGCUCACCUUCAUGUGUCCCGGUGUCCCCUUGGCGGACCAAAAGUUCGAAGAGGUCAAGGAAAAGGAGGACCUUUUCUUCUCCUCGUGCGGCGCAGUGACCUUCGUCCUCUUCGCUGCCGUGCUCGGUGUGGGUCUGGCAUUGGCCGCUAUCCACAAGCGGGGCUUCAGGGACCGUUGGAUGCGACCAAGCCGCAACUCCGACGUAUUCCUGCCACCUGAGUGA
Molecule: messenger RNA, 1203 nt
Organism: Symbiodinium necroappetens
Lineage: Eukaryota; Dinophyceae; Suessiales; Symbiodiniaceae
Source: the annotation of a GenBank genome assembly